AUGACAGCCUGUGGCUCUGCCUGCACAGGAGAGGGGCUCAGCCUGAGCUCUUCUUCCAAGGGUCUCGGCCAAAGCGGGGUCUGUCCUGUCCAGAGCCCGUGGGGACGUCCUGCCCAGACAAGGCUUGGCCAGGCCAGCAAGGACAGGUGCAGGCAGCCUGAGCCCAGAGGCAGGAGCCACCAGCAAAGGCCAGCAAGGAGGACAGGUGGGCAAGGAAGCAGGGCACGGGAAGACGCAACAGGGACAUACCUGCGGGAGCAAGCUGCAAGCAGCAUGUCCGGAGAACAGGAGGUCUGCACAGUGUCUGAGCAGGCGAGGGAGCCUGAAGUGACACGUUCUGAGGAGCCCUCCAAAGGCACUGAAGCCAAGGCCAAAAAGAGCCGCUCCUCACGGUCCUCCCGGGCUGGGCUGCUCUUCCCUGUGAGCCGUGUAGACAGGCAGCUGCGCAGAGGCCACUUUGCUGAGCGCCUUGGAGCCAGGGCCCCCGUCUAUCUGGCUGCAGUGCUGCAGUGUGUGACACACAAGACCAUGGACGAGGCUGCAAAGAUUUCCAAGGAGAAAAAGCAGCAGCGCAUAUCUCCAUUGCACUUGAAGAUGGCAAUGCAAAGGAGCUUUGUGCUCAAGAAGCUCACGCGAGGCAGCAUGCGCAGGCAGCAUGGCAAGGCUGGCCCCCAAAGCCAGCGCCUGGCCGCACGCUCCGGAAAGAAGACAACCAAGAGUACAAAGAGGUGCCCCAGGCAAAGGGCUGCACCUGCCACUGCCACCGCUGUUGUCAACUAAGGAGAAAGCAGAAGCUCUUGCCGCACACCAACCAGGCAAGGCAAGGGCUAUCUUGUUUGAAAUGCUCUUGGCAAAUCCAUCUCUAUGGUCUAAGUGUGUAAUAAAAGCUUUUGCAAGGCCA
Columba livia (rock pigeon) is the source of this 901-nucleotide messenger RNA. RefSeq names its product histone H2A.v2. The record is from RefSeq and is a predicted model, not a curated record. Gene Ontology annotation, molecular function: DNA binding; protein heterodimerization activity; structural constituent of chromatin. Bases 1 to 780 code for a protein of 259 amino acids. Gene Ontology annotation, cellular component: chromatin; nucleosome. Gene Ontology annotation, biological process: heterochromatin formation. The transcript is spliced from 2 exons. Lineage: Eukaryota; Metazoa; Chordata; Aves; Columbiformes; Columbidae.